AUGAUGAUGAUGGGCCGUGUGAUGUGUGUGUUGGCUGUUGUGCUGUGCUGCACCUGCGGGUAUACCAUGGCGGCUGCUGCUGUGUCUUCACCUUCUGCUGUUGUUCCUCGUGCUGACGAAUCAUCGACGGCGAUGGCAUUUGGUGGUCAUCUUUUAAGGUAUCGCCAACCCGAUGGAAAGGAUUUUUUUAGUGAGCCUUUGCCGCCUGUUGAAUCAUCUCGAAAGAGUGUUAACCAUGUUCAAGAGAGCACUACAGGAAAUAAUUUGGGUAGAGGACAGAGUAACUCUGAUGUCCAUUCGGAUGGUGUGGAUCGUAACUUGGAUGGUAAUGAAUUAUCCAGUGAAGAGGAGGAAUUACGCAAAAAUUCUCCUCAGGGCGCUGGAGAGGCAUUAACUCCUGAGGUAGACCAUCUUCAAGUUGUGGAACCUUCAAGUGGUCCAACUCGUAUUGACCAACAAAAACGAGAAAAAGAAAAACAACAAGUAUCACCUAAUAGAGAUGAAUCCUCUACUCUAUCACCUAAAGGAAUAACUGGUGCUGAGGAUAGUAGUGGACCAGGUACAACAACAGUGGCUGGACCCCAAUCAGGUGAAAAAGAAGGAGAUGACCCAGAGACAUUGAAUACACCCGCACAACCUACAAUAUCAACGAGUUCUUCUGCGAGUGUACCUGCAGAGAGCAGCACAAUGUCAACAUCUUCCACUAACAACAGUAAAGGUGACAGUACUUCUGGCGCAGCCACGGGUGUGAGUGCGAUAGCAGACACAGAAGGAACCAAUUCAACUACUACCCCUAAGGCAGUCCCAGAGAUCAACUCCAUUGCAUCCACUGUAAAGAAGAAUGUCAAUGCUGACAUCAGCAGUGUCAGUCCUGUGUGGAUGCGCACUGCAGCACCGCUGCUGAUUGUGGCUGUGUUGUUCACUGUUACCGUGUACUGA
Messenger RNA from Trypanosoma theileri, 939 nucleotides. RefSeq lists its product as uncharacterized. The record is from RefSeq and is a predicted model, not a curated record. NCBI's taxonomy places the organism in Eukaryota, Euglenozoa, Kinetoplastea, Trypanosomatida, Trypanosomatidae. The coding region runs from base 1 to 939 and encodes 312 amino acids. The transcript has a single exon.